AUUAAAUUUAAUGGCCACUCAACCUCUGCUCGAGACAUUGCCAAAAGACUUCCAUAAAAUGCCACCAAAUUACGAUUUCUCCCAUAAAGGUAAAAAAGAUUAAAUUAACAUUAUUAGGAGUUAAUUGGAAAGAUUAUGAGAAAGACUUUAUCUUGAGAACAGAUGCAGUCUGGGAAAAAGAUUAAUUAAAGGAUUGGUUUAGAUUGUAUACUAAGGUACAAUAGAAUUAAGAGAUAGUGUUUUUAUUUUGAUACAACAGCAAAUAAAUACUCUUUGAUGGAACCAGAUGAUGUCUAUACAAUAUUAUUUGAAGGAUGUAAGAACAUAAAAUGUUAAUUUUUAUAUAGGGGCACUUGAAGAUUGUUUAUUCCCAUUUAGAGGAACUACUCCAACAGGAAGAACAAAUUGUUUCCAAGUUGGAUUACCUCCUAAAUAAAAAGUAUAUGUGCCAUACCCAACUUAUUAAUCAUAAUAAGAUUACUUUACUUUAUGUGCUCUCAGAUUUUAGAAAUGGUUUGAUUGUGAUUAAGCAGAACAUUUUAAAAUGGAUAAAACAGAAGCAGAUUAUCUAAAAAGAGCUAAAGUUUAUCCAUGUUAUGCAAUGUUUUAUGAAGCAGCAUAUGCAUGCACUGUAUUCAUAUUAUUAUUUAUAAUAGGAUGAUAUGUUUGAUUUCCUAAUGGAAUUAGCUUAUACUAGAAGAUCAAAUAGAACAUUUGAAUAUAAUCACUUCUAACAUGAAAUGCGUAGACCACCAACAAUCUAUGACUCUCCUAAAAAUGCAGAAAGAGUUAAAAAGACAUAUUGAUCUAACAUUCAAUAAAUAAAAAUA
Paramecium sonneborni is the source of this 830-nucleotide messenger RNA. The record is from the annotation of a GenBank genome assembly. NCBI's taxonomy places the organism in Eukaryota, Ciliophora, Oligohymenophorea, Peniculida, Parameciidae.